Messenger RNA from Syzygium oleosum, 1436 nucleotides. RefSeq lists its product as uncharacterized. The transcript has 3 exons. Bases 128 to 1240 code for a protein of 370 amino acids. The record is from RefSeq and is a predicted model, not a curated record. NCBI's taxonomy places the organism in Eukaryota, Viridiplantae, Streptophyta, Magnoliopsida, Myrtales, Myrtaceae.
UUCGCUCUCCUCACAUCCUCUCUCUCUACAUCUCUCUCUCUCUCUCUCUCUCUCUCUCUCUCUCUCUAACGCACAGAGGACUCUCGCGUUUGUUCUUUCUUGGAGCAUUCUUCGCGCACGGCUUUCAAUGGAGACCCCUUCGUCGAACAGGAGAGUCACGAGGUCUCAGACCGCCGCUAGCAACAGCAAGAACCUUCCGACCUCGAGGAAGUUGGAAGAUUCUGAUUUGAGGCAGAGGACUAAUGGGAAGCAGCAGCAGCAGCAGCAAGAAAGGUCUGCGCUCAUUGACAUAACCAAUGAUUCUCCGAUCAUUGGGAUUGCGGCUGGGAACAGCUUGCGGACCCCGUCCUCAUCGAUUGCGAAUAAGAGGUGUAACAGAGCCAAGAGCACUCCUGGGUCCGGGGAGGCGCUGUUGAGGGGUCAAGUUAAAAUUCUACUGCAGAAAGUAGAGGAGGAGGCCGUGCUUUCGAGGGUUUCUAUGGAGAACAGGCCUUUGCUUCGCCUUCAAGGCUUGGUUAACUCUCCAAUGGGGCUUCUUGCCCCAACUCCGGCCAACACGCCGCAGGUGCUGAGUCUAUCAGAUGAUGGAAGCAUGAACAAUGGCUUGGUUUCUUCUACUGCAUUAGUCAAUGGUGAAGAGCAACUAAUUUCUCAGCAGGUGAUAAGUGACAUCUUCGAUGAAAAGGAGCAAGAGAGUCUUGAGUCACAAAAGAGCAUCAUAACUCGGUCUCUGCUGUCGGAUUUCUCCGAGAAAUCCGAACUCUCUGACUCAUCCGAAUGCUCAUCCGCGCUCACCUGCCUGGGAGGACCAGAGGGAGAGAGUGGAUCCAAAGAGAAGUCAUCGACCACAGAUGAUGACAAUGCCUCUGUCUGGUCCAUUCAGGUCAAUGCAAGUGCCCAUGGUGAGGAUGAUGAUGAGGAGGAUGCAUUCGUCGAAGAAGAAGAAGAGGUCAAGGAGGAGGAGGAAGAUGAAUACGAAGAAGUGGAUGGAUCUCUAGUGGAAGAACUGUGUCAAGGAAUGAGCACGAUGUGGGUGAACAGCGAGAAGAAGAUGCUCCACUUUGCUGGAAGCCACACCAGGUUUGUUUACAACAGCGACGAUGAAAUCGUCGGAGAAGAAGAAGAGGGAAACGGCGGAAAGGGCAAUGUUUCGCCGGGUGUCGUGCGGUUGAAGGGACUGCCUACACCAAGAGGAAAGCACAUGCGGUUUGCUGAGGAAGGAAAUGCAGAUUUGAUGUGAGUGGUGAUUGAUGACACAGACACACACACCCUCCUUUUUGCUGUUUACUGGUUUUCUUUUUCUUGGGGGAAGAAUGGUUUGGAUGCUGUUACUGGUGAUUUCAUCAAGUAGAUGAAAAGUGUGAGGAAUAUGUGUGAAGAAUGUCCAGAAACUAUUGUUUCUUCUAAUAAUCAAUUGAAAUUUUGCUAUUAAUCCA